Mesocricetus auratus (golden hamster) is the source of this 954-nucleotide messenger RNA. RefSeq names its product olfactory receptor 186-like. NCBI's taxonomy places the organism in Eukaryota, Metazoa, Chordata, Mammalia, Rodentia, Cricetidae. Gene Ontology annotation, biological process: sensory perception of smell; G protein-coupled receptor signaling pathway. Gene Ontology annotation, cellular component: membrane. Gene Ontology annotation, molecular function: G protein-coupled receptor activity; odorant binding; olfactory receptor activity. The record is from RefSeq and is a predicted model, not a curated record.
AUGUCCAGUGAACAACACCUGGAAAAAGAGAAUGCAACAUUGCUGACAGAGUUUGUUCUCACAGGACUCGCAUAUCAUCAAGGGCUGCAAGUGCCCCUGUUCCUGCUAUUCUUGGUGUUAUAUGUCUUCACUGUUGUGGGAAACCUAGGACUCAUUGCUCUAAUCUACAGUGACCCCCAGCUCCAUAUCCCUAUGUAUAUUUUCCUUGGAAGUUUGGCUUUUGUAGGUGCUUGGAUAUCAUCCCCAGUGACUCCUAAUAUGCUGGUUGACUUGUUAUCCAAGAACAAGAUGAUAUCACUUUCUGAAUGCUUGAUACAAUUUUUUGCCUUCUCAUGUGGUGGAACCACAGAAUGCUUUCUUUUAGGUGCAAUGGCCUAUGAUUGCUAUGUAGCCAUAUGCAAACCAUUACUUUAUCCAGUUAUUAUGACCAAUAAGCUAUGCAUCCGAAUACUAAUUUCAAUAUUUGUAGGUAGCUUUCUUCAUUCCUUGUUUCAUAUACUGUUUUUACUCAGAUUAACCUUUUGUGAUUCUAAUAUAAUCCAUCACUUUUAUUGUGAUAUUAUGUCAUUGUUGAAGAUUUCGUGCUCUGAUACUUCCAUUAAUUUCCUACUGGUAUUUACCUUGGCUGGUUCCAUUCAAGUAGUCACCAUGGUAAGAGUUAUAGUCUCUUACACUUGUAUUAUCUUUACAAUCUUACAAAGCAAGUCUUUCAAGGGUAUAGAGAAAGCCUUCUCCACCUGUGGAGCCCAUCUCCUAUCUGUGUCUUUAUACUAUGGUUCUCUUCUUUUCAUGUAUGUACGCCCUGCAUCUCCACAAACAGAUGAUCAAGACAUGAUGGACUCUCUGUUUUGCACAGUUAUCAUCCCUGUGUUAAAUCCAGUUAUCUACAGUCUGAGAAAUCAACAAGUCAAAGAUUCAGUGAUAAAAGCAUUAAAAGGAAAUGUUUAUAUCUGA